AUGCGAGACGUAAGAGCGCAGGUGACGAGCAGCCUGCUGCAGUUCCCAGAGGGGACUCUUCAGGCUCUUGGGAAAGAUGAGGUCACCCAAGGUUCUGUGCUGCACGGGAAGUUUUCUGGAGGGAGAACUGACCUAGCGUGGCUGGCACGGGGUCCUCAGCUCGAGGUAGUGAACUCGGUGACAGGCCAGCAGCUCUCUGCGUACCAUUUCAGAGGAGCGCACAAACAGCCUCCCACUAUUCGAGCGGUGAGGGAGUUUUCAUGGGAGGAAAGCACCGGACUGAUAAUUGCAUUGGAAGAUGGAGAGAGAAGUGUUCUCUGCUUGUACGACCCGGAAGUAUCAAGAGUGAUUAAAGCAGUUGCUCUUCCCGGAAGGGUGGUUGCUGUAGAACCCAUAAUUAAUUGCGGAGGACCCAGCGUGAGCACUCAACACCUGCAUCAGAGCCUGCGAUGGCUCUUUGGCAUUGCAGCGGUGGCUACAGAUGUCGGUCAUCUGUUUCUGGUUGACCUUUGCUUGGACAGUACAUCUUGGAGUCUGGAUGAAACAGAAGCAUUGGAUCUCAGAUUUGUCACUAUGUUUCCUGCUGAAGUUGCACUCAGAAGAGAAACUGCCAGUAGAGAAGGGAGACGUCUCUGCUUUCAAUUACCAAACUUGUCCGGAACACCAAUAUCGACGCUGUGCUACAUAAGCAGAAGCAAUCAUCUGGUUGUGGGUUUUUCAGAUGGCUGCCUCUCACUAUGGAAUAUGAAAACUUUGUGGAGGGAGCACCACUGUCGCGUUGGACAAAGAAGGGCUCCUGUCUACGCCGUUACUUUUCAAGAGCCAGAGAACGACCCUAGCAGUUGUUGCUACUUGUGGGCUGUUAAGUCUACCCAAGAAAGCGAAGGCGAUGUUUUGAGUUUACACCUGAUGCAGUUAAGAUUUGGUGAUCGAAAACGUUUGGCAUCCGGACAAGUCAUGUAUGAGGAUUUGGAAUGCUGUAAAGAAAGGUUCCAUUUAGAUCUCGCGAGCGGAAUUCUUCCCUGGAGAAGGCAAAGUAGCAAUAUUAAACUCCUGAGGUGUCAGACCAUAGAAGAUUUUGAUGACAAUGUUGACAAAGAGGAUAACGCUAAUGAAGUAACAACUCCUUACAUCAGCAUCUCGAUCUUUUGUUGGCAAGUGACUACCUACGGUCAGGAAAAACCAUCGGCUUACCUGGGCGUGUUUGACAUUAAUUGCUGGUACGAUGCUGAAAUGCCGACUUCAGCAAGGCUAGAAAAAUUCCUCCUCGAUUGCCCUUAUUUUGCCCUGUGGACACUGGAGAACGUAACAAGCAUGGCUGCUCCAGAGCCCAUUUUGGAUGUUCUGGUCCACAAGCCGAGUCUAACCUGGGGAGCGCCUCCUUCUUACCUACCGCCUGACCAGAUUCUAAAUGCAAGCGGCUAUAAUUUUGAUGGAGUGUGCUUGCUGAGCUCUGGAGUUGUCCAUGUGACUUUCAACGGUUUCCAGAAGGAGGAGGAGCAGUUAGAGGGGAUACUGUCUGCGGCUGUCCAAACGGGUUCUUUAGAACUGCUGACUGCAUGCAUUAAGCAUUGGACAUCUGAAAAGCAGCCAAAUUCCGCGGCGAAUUUACGGUUUAUUCGUGACUAUGCGUGGAAAAAGGUGGUCUACAUCAAAGAUGAAUUUGACCGCAUAUGUGAUCCGCUGUUUGAUGGCUCCUGCAGCUUCGUUGACCCACCAAUGCUGCAGUCUCUUCAGGACUGUCAGAGUGCCUUGAGCAACCUCAGCAAAGUCUUAAAGUGUGUUCAAGGAGAACCACAAGAUCUUCCUGAGAAAGAUUUUGCAGACUUGAGAAAUAAGCAGGUUACAGCAAGCCGCUUUUCAGUGCACGCACAAAUGGUCCUCUGGUUCUGCCAAGCUGGUCUCCUUCCAGAGGGUUUAGAUGAGACGACACAAUUGUCUCCCCGUUUCUACCACUAUCGUCAGCUUCAAACCCGCUGCGCUGCUCAGCGACAGAAACUGGACGAUUUGUCAAGAGGAAAGCAGGAUUCCGACUGCCUGAUGAUCGAUGGCGUAGUUUCACAAUUUGGAGACCAGGUUGCGAAGCUGUGGCAGAGAAAGGAAGGAGGGACUGGGAAAUAUCCCCCUCCCAAUUUACACGCACUGCUGGAUCUCUAUUUGUUGGAAAACACUGACGAAAUCUACAAACAUGCGAUUACAAUUUACUUGCUGCAAGACAUCUCCAGUUUUCGGCAACCUAAGAUGGAAAAAAUCGUCAACUCUUUUGCCACCACCUUUGCUCUCCCUCAGGGCCUCGUGAAACUCGUUGAAGGAUUUUGGCUCCUUGACCACCAUGAGUGUGAAAAAUCACUGGCCCUGCUGUGUCACCCGAGAACAAUGAAAAUAGAGCCCUGGCUUAAAACAAGAGUACUUAGAUCACUCAUCUGUAGAGGAGAGCGUAAAAAAGCCCUGAAAUACAUACAGAGUAAUCGUGAACGUCGCUUGAAUGAGCGAACGGUUGCCAGAAAUUCUGUACGUGAUCAGCCUGGCAAAAUCCUGCCGAAAGUUCAAAGGCACCUGGCAGCGCAGAGGGCCAAGCCAUACCAUUUUUAAAACCUUAAGAGAAGGUAAGAUUUAGGGAGUGGAAUGUAAUGGACAGCUAACCAUCGCUCUGAGGACACAAGGCUGACAUUUUUCCCCCUCUUGCUUUACAGCCUCAACGUCAAAGGCAAAGCUUCCAAUGUUGAUGCAAAUGUUCCAUACAGAGUUACAGGAUCAAUAAAAAUGUUGUUGUUUCUCCUACAUGUGUGUGUCUGUGUCUAUGCUUUCUGUGCUUUCCAAGAGUUCUGCAAUACUGCCAGGCACGGUCAUACUGACAAACCCCACUCUUUGUGCUGCUAAGGCACUUGUUACCCGAGGCCUGCCUGCUUCUAAGACUUGGGGAGUGGGGGGGAAGCGAGAAGGCCGUGAUUGUGAAGCACGUGCUCUAGCGGUUAAGUAGUAACUUACAAGAAAGAGAUUAAACAACAUUCUAGAACUAGUACCC
This is a messenger RNA of Cuculus canorus (common cuckoo), 3025 nucleotides long. Its product is annotated as protein ELYS-like. Gene Ontology annotation, molecular function: protein binding. The record is from RefSeq and is a predicted model, not a curated record. The transcript is spliced from 20 exons. The coding region runs from base 1 to 2592 and encodes 863 amino acids. Lineage: Eukaryota; Metazoa; Chordata; Aves; Cuculiformes; Cuculidae.